GAAGUUCUGAAAGCCUCGAUUCUCCGAAUCGUCCGCGUUUCUUUUUAUCAUCUGUUUCGACAGCUUAGCCGCAGACAGCUUCCCACGCACAGCCCUUCUUUAUUUUUAUUUUUUAGAGUUCCCGUUACUGCACUCGUUGUGCCAGGAUAGUGGCCCUUCAGCAUGCAACACACGGUCUCUAAGCUCACGCUUGUCACGUGCAGCUAGUGAAAAAUGGGGGAAAAAGUGAAAGUAGCAGGCACUGUGCCUGGGAGAGAAAGUGCCAGAUAAGGAGGCGGGUUUAGAAAAAAGAAAAAAGGAAGAAGAAGAAAAAAAAGGGGGGGCGGGGGGCGUCUUAUACAGCCGACUACUGACGUGGCUGGGAUCGCGCAAGAAAUGAUAAUAAAAGCAAUAACCGUUGGUGCGUGGCCCACCACUGCGCUUGCCUACAGCCUGACGAAACCGUGUCCCAGCCGCAGCCUGCAGCCCUGAACCAUGCCCGAUUGCGCACACCGCCGGGUGAGGUGCAACCGGCAAAGGCCGGUGGCAAGAUCACGCGCGCUGCUAAAUCCCUCCGUCGUCACCUGCUCGUUGCUUCUACGGCGGUCAGCGCGUGCGGAAAGCCGUAGCUUCGGCGCGAGUUCGCAGACGAAAAUGGUGGAAGUGAGGGCGCACUCCUUAGUUCGCCCAGUCUCCGCUGCCGCCAAGCAAGGCGCCACCGACGACAACACCGCCUCGCCUUACGCCCGCCGCCCGCUCCGGCCGCUCUCUCGCAUGCCGCCGCCGCGACUCGCUCGCUGACUUCGGCGCGCGCGCACUACACGCGACGCAGACGCAUCCACCACGCGGGUUCGCCGGCUCCUCCGCAGAGAGCGGAAGGAUAGUGGCGUGCGUGAGUGGUUCCAGUGGGCGGUGGUGGUGAUCUCCAGGAGGAGGCGCGCGCUGUCGUCUUCCAGCGUGCGUUGUGUCGGGCCGGCGCGCCGCACGAAUUGCUCCCGGUGCUCCCUUCUUAUCCAACGCCGGAAAUGUCCGAGCACCGCCGGCCUGGUCGCCGCUCCACGUGAGCUCGGGGGCAGACCGGCGCGACGAUGUCCGGACAGACAGCGACGCUGUCUCAGCGACCGCAGAAGCGCCGGGGGGCUGUGCGCUUGAUGCCCGACCGUGCGUAGAGACUGACCGAACUCCCGCUCUUCCUAGUUUGUUUCGCGCGACCAGACUUUUUGACGUAAAGAGGUGGUGGUGACGACUCACUAGACGAUGGUGCGCCGCCAACUCGAGUGGCUUGUCUGUUGGUGCGCGCUGGUGGCGGCCGUCAGCGUCGGAUACGUCCACGGACACCUGCUCGUCGACAGGAGCGCCAAGCAGCGGGUGCAGGCGCUGCUGGCCCAUCAGAACCCCAUCAGCGCGCUGAGGACGUCGGCACCCGUGUCUCCGCUCGGAGUAACACGCAGCGGCCCCGUGGCAGCGGCUCCUGCCAGCAGCGCGAUGCCGUCCCGGUCCGGUGACGCCCGCAGCGGUGGAAGCAGCAGCAGCUAUGCCGACACCGUGCGACUCCUGUACAGCGCCAGGGACGCCCGCGAGGCCAGGAUACGGGAACCCCGCGUCACACCCGUGCUCUCGCAAGAGCUGGAGGACGUCCGGAGUGCCAACGAGCACUUCCUGCGCAUUCGGACGACGGCCCGGUGCCGGGUGCCCCGCACGCGCGUCGUGCACGUCAAGGAGUUCUACUCGGACCCGAGCAAGGAGUACCUGCCUCGGUGCACCAUCCUGCACCGGUGCGGCGACGAUUCCGGAUGCUGCGACAGCGAGCAGUACCAGUGCGUGCCCCGGGCCGUGCAGGAGGUCACGCUACACUUUUACACGAUCCACCUGCAGAACCAGAACGGCGGCGAGGUGGCCCUCCGCAACUCCGUGACCAAGCUGCUCUUCCCAAACCACACCGAGUGCGAGUGCCAGCCGGUGAACGACAUCCCGCGAACAGCAGCGAGGCCCUCGCGAAUCGCUCAUCACUCGGGCGAGCACAACAAGGUUUCGCUGCACGCGCCUUCGUCGGAGGACGCUGACAUGGCCGCCGGAUCGGGCAUGCACGAGGAGCUGCCCUCGGGACCACUCAAGUGCCAUAACUGUCCGGAACCAUUCUCACGGCGAUUGUACGAAGACGGGCGCUGCAGCUGCGACUGUUUCGAGAAGCAAAAGCGCUGCCUGAAGAUCAAGAGGGGGCGGGAACCACUCGGAGACCUGGCCCGAAGGUGCGUCGAGACGCAAGACUGUCACGUGCCCGAGUGCGAGUACGGAUUGUACGACGUGGACUCGGGCCGCUGCCCCAAGCGACCGGACUACUGGCCCAAGCACGUCGCCGACCGGAAGGUUCACCCGCAUUCCCACAGAUGGCAGUACUUCGAGCGCGACUGAGCACCGACCACAUCUCCGCCGCUGCUGCCGCCGCCACCGUUGCUGUUUCGUUGUUUGUUUGCUCGCCGCGUAUCGCCUUCGUCUCGUGACAACAACAGUGCACGCGCCUGCGGUAGCCCCGCGACCACCGGGCAUUCCAGUCUUGACCAAAACCGACGCCCUGUGUCGCCUUCAUCGCAGCUCUCGCCUCCCCAGCAGAGCUCCUUCGCUUGAACUUUGAACUCUGGAUAGACGAAGGAAGCGAACGAAUGCGCAGUCGGGCCAGAUGAGACGAGGGAGGAGAAUGCUCUGGGCGAAUACCAAGAAAGUUGAGGACUUUAAUUGUAUUAGUGUGUGUGUGUGUGUGUGGGCGUGUGCAAGGUUUUAGCCUGCACCAUGCCAAUGACAGUUAUAGUGUCUGUUUUGUGUGUGUAUUUUUUGUCUCUCCUUCCUUUCGUUAUUUAAGGUUUCCACUCUGAACAGAGCGCCUUCGCGUAGCUCCACCGCGCCUACGAGGCUAUACAUCCGUGUAUAGGAACUUCCCACAUCGACACACACACACAAUGACAUCAAGUACUUGUACCUAACCUUGGAGAUUUUGCGUUAACUUUGUUGUCCUUAUUUUUGUUUUUUACAUGCGCACAUGUUUGCAGUUGCGGAACACAUCUGACACUCCGGAGAAUGAUGACACUAGCCAGAGUAUUUGUUGUUUAUAUUGAGAAGACAGCAAGUGGUGCGCCCUUUAGUAAACAGCAAGCUGAAAUUACGUGCAGGUGCGUGAAAGCAGUGGCUUCUUCACAUUUGUCCAUGCAUGUGAAUGUCGCACUCUUUUCCGGUGUCCCAAAUGAACUGUGCUCGCUUAGGGAUAUCAACGAUUCUGGCGGCUAAGCUAGACAAUUAACGUCCGAUUGAGUGACAGAGAUGCAUAAUACUUUCGUUCUACUGUGACUGCAAAGAAGUUUUAAUCAUUGCGCUUGAGUUGUCUGACACAACACAAUAACAUGUUGCAAAGGUGACGUGGUAUAGUUAACGUUUGCUCCUCAUAGUUCUCUAUCGCGCUGUUAUCUUUGUCCUGUGCUGAACUUGUUACAUAGCUAAGUUUGUUACAGAUUCUUCUCGCCUUCCAUAUGUUACUUUUUAGGAACCAUGUUUCGAGCCCGACAAUGUUUCCAUGCAAGCUGUAGUCGUGCAUCUUUAUUCUGCAUAUCGAUAUUGUUGCUGUGCUCGUCCGCAAGUUAAUCAUUUUCCAGUCCACGACCAAGUGUGUGUUUGCCUAAUGGCUUAACUUAAGCUAACUCACUGCCUCCUUUUUGUACUUUUCAUACCCAGUGAAUCAAACAAAUAAAAAAAAAACGGCAAUAACCAUCUCGGUGUUUAAACGUAGCUGAAGACAACUCGACAUAAAACACUCUUCUUCUAUAGCUGAAGAUGCCUUAGUCAGCCUGUGUAGCAAAGCAUUAGUAAUAUAAUAUCUUAGGCCAAAUGUGCUUCGCUUAACUGGCCAUGAUUCCUUGCUUAGAAGUUCGGGCUUCUAUAUAGUACCCUGUUGUCAUGAUGUUGCCUGAUAGCCUUUUCUAGCUAUACUGUGAUGCUGGUCAGCCUUUAGCUCCCCAUGUUCCAUAUGUUGGUUAGUGGGACACCUAGCGUGCCUGCAACACGCUCGGUGUUAAAUGUUCCCGUUAGCAUUGUCGCUUAAACCAUAGCUAACCGCGCAGCCAAGUUACAGUUUGCUCGAGUUGACAUGUGAAAUCCGUGAGAAGAAAUCUUAGGCUGUAAACUUGUAUUUUGCCAAACGCCAACACACGCUGUUAGCUGAUAGUAUAUUGUCAUAUACCUAGCCGCGACACCUGCAUUUAAGAGCAAGAACACAAACUAUAUUGCGCAGUAUAUCCACAUUACUAGGCAGUGUUUUUAUCUAUUGUUACUUUUUUUCUUCCAGCCGAAAGACUGGGCCGUUUAUUUGUCGCUAAGCGGUCUCCAUAAAUGUGUUUCAAUUUCUGAAACUUCUCAGUUCAAGAGAUACUGGCGACAAUUUCGUUGUCUGUCAUGCCAAGACUCGUGUGUGAGAUGUAAUGCGCACUUUUAAAGUUCGAAAUAAACACGUUGUGCCUGUGUUUA
This is a messenger RNA of Dermacentor andersoni, 4488 nucleotides long. RefSeq lists its product as uncharacterized. Gene Ontology annotation, cellular component: membrane. NCBI's taxonomy places the organism in Eukaryota, Metazoa, Arthropoda, Arachnida, Ixodida, Ixodidae. The record is from RefSeq and is a predicted model, not a curated record. Gene Ontology annotation, molecular function: growth factor activity. Gene Ontology annotation, biological process: hemocyte migration.